AUGGCCGCGAAAACUUUGUAAACGGAAACGUUUAUUUUGAUGACAGGAAGAAAAUUGCAUGCUCCAAUUAUUAUUUUUGAAAAGAGUGAAUCGAACUGAUAUCGAAUAAGCUUUAAUUGUCAAGAAAUUAAAUAAAUGUAGAUGACAAUGACCGAGGAAACCCAACAGUCUGAGACUGCCGCACAAAACGAGGCACAAACUAGUUCUCCAGAUGUCGGAAAAGUUAAAGACAGUAAGAAAGAAAAAUGCCGACCUAUGACAAAGGUAGUAAUACGGAGAUUGCCUCCAAGUAUGACUCAGGAUCAGUUUUUAGAGCAAGUUGCCCCAUUGCCAGAACACGACUAUCUUUGUUUUGUAAAGGCUGACAUGUCUAUGGGACAAUUUGCCUUUUCUCGUGCUUAUAUUAACUUUAUGGAGCAGCAAGACAUUUUUAUGUUCAGAGAGAAAUUUGAUAAUUAUGUGUUCGUUGACUCUAAAGGCACAGAAUAUCCAGCCGUAGUAGAAUUUGCACCUUUCCAAAGGUUACCAAAGAAAAGAGUAGGGAAAAAGGAUUUAAAAUGCGGUGCAAUAGAAUCUGAUCCUUACUACAUAAGUUUUCUAGAAAGCCUUAAAAAUCAAGAGGCUGACUCCAAUGUAGCACAACCAAAAACAGAGUACUCGUAUCAACCACCAGACAACACACCAAAAAAAGUUACAACCACACCACUUUUGGAAUAUUUAAAACAACGCAAACAAGAGAAACAGCGUCUUAGAGAUGAGAAACGCGAGGAGAGACGACGGAGAGAUUUAGAGAGGAGAAGAACAAAAGACGACCCAAUUAUAUCUAAGGUAUUGAAAAAUCCAGAUCUUGAUAAAGAAAUAUGUAAAGAUAAUAAAGAAAACAAAGAGGAUAGGGACAAACUUUCACCUAAAGAUACAAAAAAUCGUAUUAAAAAAGAAGACAAACUACGUGACAAAAUACCGCGAGAUCGAGAUUCCAAACCUAUAACAAAAGGAUAUAGGGAUAGAGUUGAAGACAGAAAUAAAGAUCAACGUGAAAUAAAACAUCAGAGGCGUCACGAUGACAAAAAAGUAUAUGGGAGACGCGAUGAAAGGGAUAAUAUAAAAGAUGAUAGGAGAAAUGAUGGAAAAGAUGACAGAAAAUGUGAUUAUAAAGAAGAUAUUAAAGAUUCUAGAGAAAGAAAGAAUGAGGAAAAACGAGGUAAGAGUUAUGAAAAAAUGAGGCAGGAGAAGAAAAGACUUGCAGAAACAAAAAAGCAAAGUGUAGAAUUCAAUAUGGAUAUUGAGAACAGUACAAAAUUAAGGAGUGCAGAUGAUGAUUCUCAAAGAAAAGAAUUGCAGGUUGAUUCAUAUGAAAAUAUUAAGGAAAGAGAAGAAUCUCUGAGCGAUAAAGAUGAUGCUGAAAAUAGUAAAAGCAGAGAAAGAGAGGAGACCAACGAGAAGCAAGUAUUAGAAGAAAUUGUAAAAGAACCAGAGCAACCGAAAGACCAGAGAAAAAUAGAAAUUCGAUCAACGACCGUGGAAACUAAUAAAAAUACUGGAAAAUCUAAAUCCAAUGAACAUAUCAAUAAAGAGGAAAAUAAUGUAGGUAGUGAUGGAAAGAACGAUUCAAAAGUCACAAAGAGACGUAGUUCACUUGAAAGUGGUGGUGAUGGAGGUAUAGGAGAUGGAAGUUGCUUAAGGCGACACAAAUCAUUAGAUGGAGGCGAUCAAAAUAAUUUACAGAAGGCUGAAAAUGAAGACAAAGAAAAAGAUAAGAAAGAUCCACGAUUAGAGCGUAGAAUUAGAAAUAAGGACCGACCUGCCAUGGAGAUUUAUCGUCCAGGAAUGGGAAAGUUUAGUAAACAACGAUUAGAACGGGAAAAAUCGAGUAACGACGAGCGAGCAUCUCUUUCACAAAGUCCAACGCCAAACCCUAACAGCAACAACUUAUCUAAAUCGGGAAAGCCGGGAACAGAAGUACGUUCUAUGACGUUUAAACGUAGUGUUAGUCGUGAUUUGGUAUAACAGCUACUACAUUUUAUAAACUUCAUUAAAUACUAGCAAUACGUCUAUCAGAAUCUGUGUUAAUAUAAAAGAUUUUUACACUAGUCGUUCUUGUGACAUACAGUAUCAUACAGCGGUAUCCAUUGUACACAAAUGUAUAAUAAAGUACAGUGUCCUACUUACAGUAUAUAAUUGUGAGAUCAAAAAGUGUUCGCAAUAAUCGAUUCUUUACUUUGUGAUGUAAUGAACAUUCAUUUUUCAUUCACUGUACAAUUUUCUGAUGCAUCUUUUACGAUAAUGUCUAACAACUAGUCACAACGGUAUAAUGUACAAAACAAACUGGGGAA
This is a messenger RNA of Dufourea novaeangliae, 2333 nucleotides long. It is a transcript of the gene Upf3, whose product is annotated as regulator of nonsense transcripts 3A. Gene Ontology annotation, cellular component: cytoplasm; nucleolus. Gene Ontology annotation, biological process: positive regulation of translation; nuclear-transcribed mRNA catabolic process, nonsense-mediated decay. The transcript has 6 exons. The coding region runs from base 142 to 2007 and encodes 621 amino acids. The record is from RefSeq and is a predicted model, not a curated record. Lineage: Eukaryota; Metazoa; Arthropoda; Insecta; Hymenoptera; Halictidae. Gene Ontology annotation, molecular function: mRNA binding.